AUGCCAACUUCCAUAUCUGCCGCUCCCCUCAAUCAAGGCUCCCCUCCCUCUUCUCAGAUUGAUUAUCAGCCUCAGUCCUCCCCUUCUUCUGCUGCUGCUGCUGUUGUUGUCGCUGUUCCUUCGUCUUCCUCCCCGGUCGACUUUGGCCUCCCAUCCUUCACCUCCACCUCGUCCCUCAUCUCCUCCGACUUCCCCGCCACCUCAACCGCACCCAGCUUCACGGGCUCGGUUAUUGGCUCCAUUUCGCGACGGAACAGACGCUCUUUUGCUGCUCUUGCUCGAGAGAAGACUUCCAGUGCUCUCGCCAAUCUCUCGUCCAUUGGAUCCACCACGAAUUCCUCUCUCCGGCAGUCCGCCUCGUCCGGAAGCCUGCAGAAGCAUUCGCGAAAGGCCUCUCAACUGAGCAUCGGCGAAACACCAAGCGCUGUCCCACUAUCCCCGCCAUUGUCUGACGGUAGCGGCAGUAGCGAGCAGUCAAGCUCUGCCCCGUUCGAACCCUUGUCAGCGGUCACUGAGCAGCCCAAUUCUGCAGCAGAAAGGCGCCGCCAGACCAUCCAACUCGUUCCGCCGAUUCCCGAAAAAAGACCUGUUUCUCCCACCAAAAUGCAUCAAACAUCGUCAAGGCUGUUGCGCAUGACGGAGGAUGAUCGUCCUUUCACUAAGGAUUUUAUGGACCUCUUCUCUACUCUUAUGGUCAGCUUGAAACUGGAUUCGCACCGCGUUCGCUUCACGAAAUAUGACCACACCUUCACAUCAGAGGAAGCCAUCAACAACCUGGGCUCCCUAAAGUUCUCCCAAUCGAACCGGAUGCCAGACCCGAAAGACCCCUCCCGCAUCGUAACCACGACCACAACAACCACUUUCUCUAUGGCUAAAGAAAUGGCUCGCUCAGUAUGUCAGCGAUUUGUGGAUGCUCGCUUCAUUGAGUCGGUGGACGGCAAAUAUACGCACACGUUCCCACUAAAGGGCGCUUUGUAUCAGCUUACUCCAAAGGGUAUUAACAUCCUGCAACGAUUCUGCCAGCGAAACGGAAUUACGGCGCGCCACGUUAUCGAUGUUCUUGAGUCGCCUCGUAACACGAUGCAGCUGGUCAAUCUGGAGCGGGAUACCGAAACCGACAAGCUUUCCCACGAUCGAGCAACAAUUGAGGUCAUCUUCCGCCGAUUUGCUGGACAAGACGGGCCCAAUGUGAAGAGCAGUGUUUCGAGCUCGGAUUCGGAUUCCCUCAGCGACUAUUCGAAUGGCUUGGUUGGUGUAAAGAUGGCACGCGAGCGCAAAGUUGGCGACAAAAUUUGCGCCAACACGUUUACUGGAAAGGGUGCGGUUGACUGGUUGAUGGACUGUUCGACAACGAUUGAGCCUCGGGAAACAGUUUUGAUUGCAGAACUUUUCGUCAAGUAUGGAUUGAUCACUGUCCUCCAAGAAGACCGUUCAAUCCCUCAACUCGAAAACUCCUUGGUUGCUUUCCAACCCUCUAAAAACGCGAUCUACGCCAUAACUGAGCGUGGCCAACGAGUUUGCGGCUGGCUCGCUCGCGACAAGCCCCGCGACACGACGACUUAUGACAGCCGUGGCAUCCCCAGAGAUUCCAACAAUGCGCGCCUGAACCACAUCUUACAGGACCCUGCGUUGCGCCUGCUGUUCCGCGAAUUCCUCCGCUUUUCGCUCUGUGAAGAGAACUUAUCAUUCUACAUUGACGUUUCUGAGUUUACUACACAAUAUCACAAGUUCGACAAAGUCGGUCAUUUCAAGAAGCCUGACGCUGUACGGGAAACACUUGCAGCAGCAUAUGGCCUCUACAACGCUUUCUUAGCGCCUGGGUCUCCCUGCGAGCUCAACAUUGACCACGCGCUCCGCAAUAGCCUGGCCAGUCGCAUGACUAAAGCAGUAGGAGACGACGAAUCAAUGCUCAAGAGUCUUCAAGAAGUAGUACAGCUGUUUGAGAUGGCGCAAACAUCAGUGUUCAAGCUGAUGUCGAGCGAUUCUGUCCCCAAAUUCCUGCGCGACCCGAAAUAUUCUGCCAUUCUUCAGGAGCACGAUGUCGAUGAUCUGAUUGGUGGUGGGAGAUCUUACUCGCCUACGCCUGGAAAUGUCCCAGAACGAUCCAUGAGCCGCUCGCAACGUUCAUGA
Molecule: messenger RNA, 2130 nt
Organism: Aspergillus mulundensis
Lineage: Eukaryota; Fungi; Ascomycota; Eurotiomycetes; Eurotiales; Aspergillaceae
Gene: flbA
Product: developmental regulator FlbA
Exons: 4
Coding region: 1-2130 (709 amino acids)
Biological process (GO): intracellular signal transduction
Source: RefSeq, a predicted model, not a curated record